UUUUGAUCAUUAGUUAACGAACGUUGAAUAAUAGACUAAAAACUAUGAUAUUUACGAAAAUUAUAACAUAAACACAUUGUUUUAUAAGAACUUACUUAUGAUCAAAAUUUAAUUUUUGCUUUACAAUGAUUCCUUCGUACAAACUGUGUUAUUUAGUGUUAGUUAACCUAAGUAUUUAUUUUUUACUAGCCAGCGCUGGACGAGAUUUCUAUUCAAUAUUAAAAGUAUCUCGUAGUGCGACGUUAAAUGAAAUUAAGAAAGCUUAUAGGAAACAAGCAAAGGAAUUGCAUCCUGAUAAGAAUAAAAACGAUCCAGAUGCAGCCUCGAAGUUUCAAGAUCUUGGAGCAGCUUAUGAGGUAUUAUCUGAUGCAGACAAAAGAAAAAAGUAUGAUAGAUGUGGUGAAGAAUGUUUGAAGAAAGAUGGCAUGAUGAAUAAUCAAGAUCCAUUUGCGAGUUUCUUUGGAGAUUUUGGAUUUCAUUUUGAUACCGGUGACCAGAGACAUGAGACUCCCAAAGGUGCCAAUAUUGUUAUGGAUUUGACAGUAUCAUUAGAAGAACUUUACAAUGGCAACUUUGUUGAAAUUACGAGAAACAAGCCAGUAAUAAAACCAGCUAGUGGAACACGGAAAUGUAAUUGCAGACAAGAAAUGGUUACAAGAAACCUUGGUCCAGGAAGAUUUCAAAUGAUUCAGCAAACUGUUUGUGAUGAAUGUCCAAAUGUAAAAUUAGUAAAUGAGGAGAGAACAUUAGAAGUAGAAAUUGAAUUAGGAAUGGUUGAUGGUCAGGAAACUAGAUUUAUGGCUGAGGGAGAACCUCAUCUGGAUGGAGAUCCUGGAGAUUUGAUAAUUAAAAUAAAAACUGCUCCUCAUAGCAAAUUUGAAAGACGAGGAGAUGAUUUAUAUACAAAUAUUACAUUAAGCUUACAGGAUGCUUUAACUGGUUUCACUAUGGACAUAACACAUCUGGAUGGUCAUAAAGUAACAAUUCAACGAGAUAAAGUAACAUGGCCAGGAGCUCGCAUACGCAAGAAGGGUGAAGGAAUGCCAAACUACGAAGAUAAUAAUUUACAUGGAACUCUUUAUAUAACAUUUGAUGUUGAAUUUCCCAAACAAGAAUUUACUGAUGAACAAAAACAACAAAUUCGAGAUCUAUUGAAUCAGGCAUCAAAUAAUAAAAUAUAUAAUGGUCUCCGAGAUUUUUAAUGGAAUUUUGAGGCAUAAAAUAUGACUGAAACUACCUAUAAUUGCCUAUUUAUAUAAAUGAAUACCCAAUGUGAUUCUGGUUUUAGUUUUAGCACAACACAAAUAGAAACUGACCAAAGAAAGUUGAUUUUACAGUAAAAACAUGUUAAGAAAAUGGGUAUUCAGAACAACAUAUAUAUAUAUAUAUAUUUAUAUAUAUAUAUAUAUAUAUAUAUAUAUAAAAUAAAAUAAAAUAAA
Molecule: messenger RNA, 1439 nt
Organism: Ctenocephalides felis (cat flea)
Lineage: Eukaryota; Metazoa; Arthropoda; Insecta; Siphonaptera; Pulicidae
Product: dnaJ homolog shv-like
Exons: 4
Coding region: 126-1202 (358 amino acids)
Biological process (GO): protein folding; protein maturation
Cellular component (GO): endoplasmic reticulum
Molecular function (GO): misfolded protein binding
Source: RefSeq, a predicted model, not a curated record